ACGAAAACAAAACCCUAACCCUAACCCUAACCCCAAACCCGGAUCCCAAACCCCUCAAUGAACCCACCACCCCAACCACAACCGGCACCACCAACCACCACAUCCACCUCCGGCGAGUGCGGAAACUGCGGGACGCACAUCCGCCUUUUCCUCCACAACGUCCGCCUACGUGGCAUCCAGCGAAAGCUCUGCACUUCCUGCGUUCUUCGUCUCCACCCUUCAUCUUUUUGCCCAAUUUGCUUCACUUUCUACGACUCCAAUCCGCCCCACCCCUCUAAACGCCUUUCCUGCGCCAAAUGCGCCUCCUUCACCCAUUCACAUUGCGCCGCGCCCUCGUCACUUUCGUCCCCCUUUCUUUGCCCUCCUUGUUCAGACCCCACAACUUUCAAUUUUUUCAAAAAUCCCCCUGCAAAAAGCACGAAUAAAAACGACAUGCCGUCUGAAGAUAAUAAAAAUGUUCAUGUAAUUGACUCCAAGUCGGGCCCCGUGCUUCUCUGCGCGGCGAGAAUUGCUGGUGCGUCGAUGGGGAAGGCGGUGUUGGUAGCAAGAAUUGAGGCUGAGAAGAAGGCGAAAGAGGCGGCUGCGGCGAGGAAGAGAGCCAGAGAGGCCUUGGAGCAUGUGGGUGUUUUGAUAAGUAAGACAAAUAAUAAUUAUAAAGACAGAAACUUUGAUGGGUCUGGCUCUGUUCAGCACUCUGGGUCUGGUAAUGCUAGCAUUUUUAAUGUUAAUAAGAAGCAACAACAAAGCGUGUCUAUGUCUGUUUCUCCUAAAGAGUUGGUUAAUAAUGUCAACGUUAAUAAUAAUCGAUAGCUACAAUUUGUAGAAGAGAUCUCGGGAUUGAGUCCUAUGGAGGGAUUUGGCUUGAACUUGUUAGUUCGGAAAAGAAAUUUUUAGAAAUUGGAUAGCUACAAGGUAGAAUUUUAUAGUUUGAGUUGUUUUGUGUAAUGAUUGUUUUUACUUGUUCUGUGACUCUUUAUAGGUACAUUCAAUUGUUUAUCUUAUCAUGUGAAGAGAAUAUAGAGUUGAAAUCAGUAUUGUGUGCACAGUUGUAUAUUUUCUCUGCUCUUUUUUUUUUGUUAUUAUUAUUAUUUAGUGGGAAUAUAGUUGUACAUGUUGCGAAUCUUGCGUGAAACUCUGACGUAUUGAGGGGUUAGUUAUGUUGUCAGGCACUCCGGCUUCUGGUUUGAUCC
Pistacia vera is the source of this 1190-nucleotide messenger RNA. RefSeq lists its product as uncharacterized. Bases 58 to 810 code for a protein of 250 amino acids. Lineage: Eukaryota; Viridiplantae; Streptophyta; Magnoliopsida; Sapindales; Anacardiaceae. The record is from RefSeq and is a predicted model, not a curated record. The transcript has a single exon.